Molecule: messenger RNA, 3549 nt
Organism: Haliotis rufescens (red abalone)
Lineage: Eukaryota; Metazoa; Mollusca; Gastropoda; Lepetellida; Haliotidae
Exons: 2
Coding region: 1-3549 (1182 amino acids)
Source: RefSeq, a predicted model, not a curated record
AUGAAGAUUGAAAUCGUCGGAAUCGACACACCGCCUUUACUCCAAUUUUGGAGCGGGGCUGAAGUAAGUCCGUUUGUCGCAUUUUACGAUGGCAACAUAUCCACGGCAGUAAUAUUCUUACCAGAAGCUGUAGAUCGGAAGGACUCCAUUGCUCGAAAUAAGGUAGAACUGUUGGGAAAGAAAAGUCCCAAUGGCGCAUUAUACGACGGUAGGGUAGCCACGGCACAAGCAAACUUGCCACGUAAUGGACUACACCUGAAGCAUCAGCCAUUGAGACAUGUGCAACUGACCGGAUUCAAGAUCUCAAGUGCAGAUAUUAUUAUUUAUAACGAAGAAUUCCUGUCCAUGGCACGCACAUUGGUGCUUGACUUUAAAGAAUUCCUGGAGGACCAACUCACAAGCCUCAUGAACCUUGAUCUACUCAAGCGUGAGCUAAGUCUAUCUACUGCCUAUAACCAAACAAUGUUUGCCACAUUGGAUCCAGGUGAGGUUGAAUCUCGUAUAGUGAUCCCUCCCUCUAACCCACGGUAUCUGGCUGAACUCAAGAAAGACGGACUCCCCUUUGUCGCAUUUUACGAUGGGAUCGUAGCCACGGCAGUAAUAUUCUUGCCCGGUGAUGUAGAUUAUCUGAAGAGCCCUCCCAACAGCGCAAGGAACAAGACAGAACCUGGGGAAAGGGAAGGGCCAUUUGUCGCAUUUUACGACGGGGUGGUAGCCACGGCACAGAUAUUCCUACCAGGAGCUGUAGACCAGACAGAUGCCUUGACAUCGAGCCCUAGAAACAAAGUAGAACUUGUGAAAAAGAGAAAUCCUUACUUUGCAUUUUACGAUGAGAGUGUAGCCCGAACACAGGCAAUCUUACCACGUAAUGUACAACGCCUGAAGCAUCAACCAUUGAGACAUGUGCAACUGGUCGGAUUAAGAAAUAUGGAGAGUCCAUAUAUCACACAUAACGAAGAAUUCCUGUCCAUGGCACGCACAUUGGUGCUUGACUAUAAAGAAUUCCUGGAGGACCAACUCACAAGCCUCAUGAACCUUGAUCUACUCAAGCGUGAGCUAAGUCUAUCUACUGCCUAUAACCAAACAAUGUUGGCCACAUUGGAUCCAGGUGAGGUUGAAUCUCGUGUAGUGAUCCCUCCCUCUAACCCACGGUAUCUGGCUGAACUCAAGAAAGACGGACUCCCCUUUGUAGCAUUUUACGAUGGGAUCGUGGCCACGGCAGUAAUAUUCUUGCCCGGUGAUGUAGAUUAUCUGAAGAGCCCUCCCAACAGCGCAAGGAACAAGACAGAACCUGGGGAAAGGGAAGGGCCAUUUGUCGCAUUUUACGACGGGGUGGUAGCCACGGCACAGAUAUUCCUACCAGGAGCUGUAGACCAGACACAUGCCUUGACAUCAAGCCCUAGAAACAAAGUAGAACUUGUGAAAAAGAGAAAUCCUUACUUUGCAUUUUACGAUGAGAGGGUAGCCCGAACACAGGCAAUCUUACCACGUAAUGUACAACGCCUGAAGCAUCAACCAUUGAGACAUGUGCAACUGGUCGGAUUAAGAAAUAUGGACAGUCCAUAUAUCACACAUAACGAAGAAUUCCUGUCCAUGGCACGCACAUUGGUGCUUGACUUUAAAGAAUUCCUGGAGGACCAACUCUCAAGCCUCAUGAACCUGGCCCUACUCAAGCGUGAGCUAAGUCUAUCUACUGCCUAUAACCAAACAAUGUUGGCCACAUUGGAUCCAGGUGAGGUUGAAUCUCGUGUAGUGAUCCCUCCCUCUAACCCACGGUAUCUGGCUGAACUCAAGAAAGACGGACUCCCCUUUGUAGCAUUUUACGAUGGGAUCGUGGCCACGGCAGUAAUAUUCUUGCCCGGUGAUGUAGAUUAUCUGAAGAGCCCUCCCAACAGUGCAAGGAACAAGACAGAACCUGGGGAAAGGGAAGGGCCAUUUGUUGCAUUUUACGAUGGGAUCGUAGCUACGGCAGUAAUAUUCUUGCCUGGUCAUGCAAAACCCCUGGUGCCAGCGCCACCAACUCCAAGAAGCUCAACUCAAAUGGAGACUGAGCCAAGCCAAGACAUCAUUUCUAAUGAAAGGAAAUUAACCAAGCCACGCGUCCUUCUACCGUUUCUUCAGAAGGAGGUACCACCGGAAAUGGUGCCCCCAAAACCACGACCGCUAGUUCGACCCCAGUGGAGUCGGGUUGAAAAAUGUCGUCUGCUCAGAGACAAACUGGACGGACUUCCGCUGAGGUACAAGCCCCGCACGACCAAGUACAUCAGCUUCAAGGAGAACGAAAUGGACACCAAGCGGCGUAUCCUCAACGCCAUCCCAUCCCUGAAGCCUGUCCCCCCUGGCAGCUGCCUGGCCCGGAGUCCGCUCACACCCUGGUACUGGCUUGAGGACACAUACCCCGACAUGGUCUCGGCCUCCCUGAAGGACCUGGCCACUCAACACAUGAAGUACUUCAGGGCAAUUCCCAGCAGGGCACCAGCUCAACAGGCAGGUCGAUCUCAGAUCCAGAUCAUGGAGGACCUGUACUGGGAGGAGGUGAAGAAGAUGCGUGUACCGGAGACAGCAGACGAGAAUUAUAGCAGGCUUCAGCUGGUGAGGUGCUUCAUCAGGAAAAUCCAGUGUGGAUCCAUCAUCAAAGAGACCAGUUUAAUAUCUGAGGGUAAAGACAAACCUGGGGACUUGUCACAAGUAAACACCAAGACUGCCCAGUUAAACUACACAGCCUGCCUUAACACUAACAACAACGGUUACACCAAAGAAGAAGGCGACUGUGACCUGGACACUGUCAACUCUUCUGUCUUUGGAUCCAAGUCAGACCGAGGGUUCUCAAGAGGUCAGGAUGUUGUCCGGAAUAAGCCAAGGCACAGCUAUCUGAACAAACGCCACUCUGAUGGCUAUAGAUCAAGAAACAGGAGGCCAACUGGUGCGGACGGAGCAUAUGUUGAUUGUGACAAAACGUGUGUAGAACCUGAAAAAAGAAAGACGAACGCAGCUGAGGAUACAGCUCAGCUCACCGAUUCCACACUGCAGCAGUGUCACAGCCGGGACGCAAAACUGCCACAAGGAAAAGAAGACAAAAUAUUACUUUCAAUCAAAAGGCAUCCUGAGAGGGGUCUUAUGCCUCCAGCUACAUACAGGGCUCCUACCUCGGGACAUCAUGGAAACCAUUUGAAUAAAGUGGUAGUGCCCCCGUUAGAUCUUCAGGACGACUCCAAGCAUCUCAAAGAGUUGUUCAAAGACGUCUCGCAAUACAAUUCCCUCUGUGAUGUUCCAGACUCCGUUAAGGAGAGAGUGGUCCUGCUGAUAUGCACACCAUUUCUUGAAGGCGGAUACAGCAGUGGCUUGUGUUUCUUAUCAAACCUUAUAGAGAGCUCCGAGGAAUCUAGUCCUGGACGACCUUGGCAGAACCUGGAACAGUGCCUAGAUCAGUGCGGAUCAACAGAAGGGACUGCACAGAACCAUACAAGCCCUUCAAUGGAGAGUGAAGAGUACAGCACUAUCCAGAUGGAGAGAGACCUAUGGUACAGAGAGGCCCACUAUAGGAGGUAG